This is a messenger RNA of Necator americanus (New World hookworm), 849 nucleotides long. RefSeq lists its product as uncharacterized. The record is from RefSeq and is a predicted model, not a curated record. The transcript has 7 exons. The coding region runs from base 1 to 849 and encodes 282 amino acids. Gene Ontology annotation, biological process: demethylation. Lineage: Eukaryota; Metazoa; Nematoda; Chromadorea; Rhabditida; Ancylostomatidae. Gene Ontology annotation, molecular function: oxidoreductase activity; demethylase activity.
AUGACAGCUAUUAUUGAAACAUCGCCUGGAACUUGCGGCUGCAAAGGAGUACGAUUUUGUGCAUUAUGUGAGACCUCUGAUAGAGUUCAGAGGCUGAGGGUUGAGAAUGACAAGUAUGCGGAUUACGACAUAUAUGUAUUUGACUACAUCACAAAGAGAGGAGUUCGUUGCCCUUCUUUGACAUAUACAUCUUCUGUAGAAGACAUCCAGUCUGAGACUUUCUCUUGUUAUUUAUCGAAUAAUAAAGAAGACGUUAUUGUUAUCAACGGUCUUAUGGUUGUUCCUGAUUUCCUUACUCAAUCUGAAGAGGAGGAUAUCAUGAAAAUGAUCGAUGGUGUCGAAUGGGUGUUUUCACAGUCUGGAAGGCGUAAGCAGGACUAUGGACCUAAGGUAAAUUUCAAGCACAAGAAAGUGAAAAUGGACACGUUUGUAGGAAUGCCAGAAUAUGCGGACAUGUUGCUUGAAAAGAUGAAGUCAGUAUCCCAAGAGAAGUUAGGAAACUACGUUCCUUUUGAGAUGUGCAACUUAGAGUACGACGAGAAAAGGAAAAGUGCUAUUGAGAUGCACUUCGACGAUACAUGGAUCUGGGGGAAUCGUCUCAUAAGCAUCAACCUGUUGAGUGGUUCCGCUAUGACUCUUGCAAAUGAGAAAACUCGACAGGUACAUUGUGUUCCUUUUGCAGUUAAUCAUUAUAAAAAAGCGAUUUGCUCUGCUGACUCCAGCGCUGAAAAUCCAUUCAAAGUCGAAACAGCCGAGACACUCUUUGAAUGCGAAUGCGAAAGCUCCUGGGAACAGACGGAACGUUGUUCACAUAAACUAGAGUUAAGUGAAGAAUGGGCUUGUACUUAA